Boleophthalmus pectinirostris (great blue-spotted mudskipper) is the source of this 1118-nucleotide messenger RNA. Its product is annotated as structural maintenance of chromosomes protein 4-like. The transcript has a single exon. The coding region runs from base 27 to 1118 and encodes 363 amino acids. The record is from RefSeq and is a predicted model, not a curated record. Lineage: Eukaryota; Metazoa; Chordata; Actinopteri; Gobiiformes; Gobiidae.
GACACAGAGACUCACCACAGACAAACAUGCCCAAAGACUGGUGCGAUUACACGAGUGAGGACGACGAACUCUUGUACAGCCAGGAGUUCAACCUGAUGGAGGCGUUGGGAUUAACACCUACCAACCCACAUCAGGCCUCUGGGCCACCAGAACAGGUGGUCCACACCUUUCAAAAUCCUCAAGAGUUUCUAACUCUUGAGGAGUUAGAACGGGAGCAGCUUGGACCUCAACACCACCAGAGGUCCAAGGAGGACGAGGAGAAGGGCAUGGCUUUAGUCAUGUCUCGACUCCAGGCUGCCUCAGCUGUUCAGGCCAGAGCCAGAGAAGAUCUGUUCAUCCAACCAGAUGAACUGAACAACCAGCCUCAGUCCCGAGAUAUUGAGGGACUGGAGAAACAGGUCGCUGACCUGACAGCGCUGUUGCAGCAACACGUAGACGAUUCCUGCAGAAAAUCAGCAGAGUGGGAAACAGAAAAGCAGAGACUCCAGCAGGACUCUGCUGAUCUGAAUUCCAAACUCCAGGAAAAGUCUUUGGAAAAUACUGCUCUGAGAGAACGCAACUCUCACCUGGAGCGUACUCUGGCCCAACUUGAAACAGACAGGUCAUCUCUGGAGCUCAGACACCAAAAGGAGGCUGAGCUGAAGGCCCAGAGGCUCCAGGAACUAGAGAACAUGCAGACACAGGUCCAAAACAUUGUGCAGACCCGUGAGAAGCUGCAGGACUGCCUGAGGAGGUCUCAGGAAGAGCACUCCAUCCUCAAAAAAAGGUACGGGGCUCUGAAGAAGGAACUGGUGCAGGAGGUGGAACAGGAGAAAAACAUCAGUGCUGAGCUCCAGAAAGAAAAUGCCACCAUUCUGAAGUCCUGCCAAGUGCUAAGCAUAGAGCGCUCCCUGCUGGAGGAGAAGUGCAGUGGACUAGAGGAGCUACUCGAGACCUUCGAGAAAGAGUGCUCCCUGCUAGAGACAAAGACCACUGCCCUCCAACAGCAGGUCGAGCAGGAACAUCAGCUGAAGACUGCUUUAGAAGAAGAGAAAUCAGCUCUCGUAAACACCUGUGAGAAGCUGAACACAGAGCUCUCCCUACUGCUCCAAAGAUUCAACGUCUCGGAGGAAAAGUAG